Messenger RNA from Limanda limanda (common dab), 3087 nucleotides. RefSeq names its product F-box protein 22 (gene fbxo22). The record is from RefSeq and is a predicted model, not a curated record. Gene Ontology annotation, biological process: protein polyubiquitination; positive regulation of proteasomal ubiquitin-dependent protein catabolic process; regulation of skeletal muscle fiber development. Lineage: Eukaryota; Metazoa; Chordata; Actinopteri; Pleuronectiformes; Pleuronectidae. Gene Ontology annotation, molecular function: protein binding. The transcript has 7 exons. Bases 41 to 1204 code for a protein of 387 amino acids.
GCGGCCGUGCUGGAGAAAUCUUGAGCCUUCAGAGAGGAAGAUGGAUGAAAACCAGGAUUUCGCUGCUGAGUUACAAGACAGCAAGGCCUCGUACGUGCUCAGUAAUGUCGCUGAGGUGGUGGAACGGAUUCUGACCUUCUUACCGACCAAAUCUCUGCUCCGGACCGCAAGUGUCUGCAGGCUGUGGAGGAACUGUGCCCGCAGGGUGCUGAGGACCCAGCAGCAUCUCACCUGGGUGUCCGCCCUGGGCCCGUCCGACACCGAGGUCCAUGCCCUCUGCAGCACCCUGGCCCAGGAGGUGGAGAAAGUAUUUCUCCUGCCUAAAACCGUCUUAGCGAUGGUAGACUGUGAGGCUUUUACUGGACAAGCUUAUUGCUACAGACAGAGUAAAGCAAAAAAGAGUCGCCACAGUCCAGACACAGUCGAAGAACUGAACCUGCUCUUCCCCAAAGGCUGUGACAUCAUGGGCGUUGCUACACCAGGAAUAGUCUUGACUCCCAGUGGCCCUAGCUCCAAUCCUCCUCAGGAGCACCAGGAAGGGGAAGCGGGCUUUGCGAUCAUGUUGCCCAGCAUGGAGGGUGUGCACAUCAAGCCCUUUCACUUCUGUAAGAAGUCCAUCUCUCCAAGUGCCCUGAAAGAAGCAGGGCUAGUUGAGAACCCAGAUCUGCGUGUGGUACUGUUGUUUGUCUAUGAGGCAUAUAAACCUGGAGGAGCACGCUUCCUCAGCCAGCUGCUGGAGCAGCUGUCCAAGAGCAAAGCUCUCAUCGCUGGAGGCCUGGUGGAAAGUGUCUUCUCUCCUCCAAGACAAUGCUGUAGCCAGGGUGCGCACGGUGUGGUGGGUCUGGCGCUGAGUGGUCCUAAGGUGCAGGGGGCAUCUGUCCUCUUGGACCAAGAUAUCAGCAAUCCAAAGGAGGCUGAAGACACAAUCCGACGGUUAAAGGCGGCCAAAAUUCCAGAGAGGAACACCCUGGGGUUCAUGUUCGCCUGCGUUGGGAGAGGCCAGACCUACUACAACAACCAGAACAACGUAGAGGCCGACGCAUUUCACAAGGUGUUCCCCAACACCCCGCUCUUCGGCUUGUUUGGCAACGGAGAGAUUGGCUGUGACCGAAUCAUCAAAGACGACUACACGCUGUGCGACACUGAAACGGACAGUCUGCAGCACGAGUACACGACAGUCAUGACCCUGGUCCAUCUAGGCUGACCGGUCCACCUGUAGAAACGGUGGAGAAACAGGAAAAGAGAUGACUCCUGUUUGCAACCGCAGUGGGGAACAACAAACAUUCUGUACAAAAUGUUCGUCACAUUACAGAUCAGAAUAUCUCUGUCAGCGUGUCUGCUCAUAAAGCAAAGGAAAUUAACCCUUCGGCCAACAAUGUAUUGGCAUCGUUUGAGUGAGUCUCACAAAUAGGACCCCAAGAAAGACAAACUGAUCAUCUAUGUUUAAAUUCAGCUGUGAUUUAGUACUCAUGUAAAAUAUAUGUGUAUAUUUUUUUCUCAAAUUCGGCACCCACUGAUGGCAUAUCUUUCUCUCCCUCGGAUAUGUACCUCAUGGUUUAUUUGCUUUCCAAGUGAGUAAAUGAUACACACUUGAGUAUCCCAAGCUAUUAUUAUAGUUGUUGAUUCAGCAAAGGCACUUUUUUAUUCACGUGACUAUGAAGAGUGUGUUUCUUCUUUCACAGAAUCAAGGUAAUCUUGAUUUGAAUGCUCUUUCUCCUCCUUAAGAUUUUACUCUUAAGGUUUUUACACUUGUCUUACCAAGAAUAAGCAAAAACUUGUUAGCCUAAAAAUUAAUACUCUUACGCAAGAUUUCUAUCUACCCGGGUUCAGUUGGGCACAGGGAAUUCACUGUGACUUAUUUUUAAUCCACAUGUAUAGUCUACUUCCUCAUGGCAGUGAGGCUUAUUGGUCACUGACAUAGUGCUGGUGCCUGAUCUAGAACCGGUUCCACUUAUUUACACUGAAAAAUUGUCCGGUUUUGGUUGGAACUGCUCCUGUAGCUGUGGGAGGAGCUACAGCUGGGAAUUCUGAGCGGUGAAUGCAAAAUAGAAUUACUUAGUAAAGUAAAUGUAUUUAAAGUAAGCAAAGCAUAAGUAUCCUGUUGGCUGGGAUUUCUUUUUAAUGGAAAUGACUCAAACUUCCAUUAUGUAACUUUCUUUUUUUGCUUUUUUGAGAUUUGUUGGCAGCAAACCCACAACAGAGUGGUGCAUUACUGCCACCAGCUGGUAUGGAGUGUGGACUACAUAACAUUCUGUUGUCAGACCUAUCAAAAUGUUGACCGGGUUUGCAAAACGAUUCGCUUCUGAACUGGCUCCAUCUUCCCAGUCUCUGCAGCUCGACAGAAAAAUUCAACUGGGAAUAAGAACAUUUAUUCACUGUGUGAGUGACACUGACUGACAGAAACUCAGAUUCACCUCAAGCUCACAGCUCAUCUUCCAUUAAAAGAGUCAGUUGGAGGAGGUUGGAAAUUGAAGAAAUGUUUAAGGUCAUUGGAGAUUAUGUAAUUAGUGUCUUGCUUUGCUAAAGCCAAAAGGUAAAAAAAAUCUCUGUAAUAGUGAUAUUAUGGGUUGACACAAAUCCUUUCAUCCAAUAAAAUACUUGUCGCAGUUCAAUCCAUGUAAAGCUGCAACUUUCAUGUCUAGAUUUCUUUCUGGACGACCCCGUCACUGAUUGAUGUCUUUCUUUUUCCUCUCUUAGAAGUAAGUAAGUCCUGGUGACAAUAAGGUGCAAUUUCCAGUUCAUUUAUGUUUUUGCCCAGUAGUUGCUGUUAUUGUUGGGAAUAACUGUUGUAAUAGUAAUAUCUGUAAAAAGCUGCAACACUGAUUGUUGCGAGAAUGGAUGUUUUUUUUGUUUUUUUUUAAAGAACUGCCCAAUACUUAAUCUUUUUUAAGCAAAAAAUUUGGAGCAUCUUCCCUCUUUGUAUCAUAAUGUACAUGUCUACCACUAGAGUGUCUGAAGAGGAACUGAAAAUAUUGUAAGUUUAUGGCAAAUUGAACAAUGCCUGUUUCUGUGUUGAUGCACUUUUCUACAUGUGCCAAAUCAUAUCUGUUCUCAUUUUCCUCCAUAAUAAAUUGACCAACAAUUGGA